UUUAAUUUUAUUGCUUAAGUGGAUGCCAUUAAGUUAUUGGAAAAAGAAUUUUCUUAUGUACGAUACAAUUGUUCCCUAUCUUGAAAAUUAUAUUUUAAUCUAUAGGUGUCAAAUAAGUGAAUGAUUCGUAGUUAUUUUCAGUAAUAUCAAGUAUCGUGUUCAAUUGCAUUUGUCAGAUUAAUUUUUACAGUUUUAGAAAGAAAAAUAUACAUAGAUUUAGACCACAUAGAUUCACUUAAAGACAUUUACUUCAUAUUGGUCGUACAAGUUGCAACGUUGCUGUCAUGGAUAGUAAGAAAAAUUCACAUUGAAGAUUAAAAUUAAAAAAAAAACUUAUCUUGCUUUGAAUAUUGUAACAUUAAUGUUAUAUUAAUCAUUUAUAUAUAUAUUUGGAACAAUUUAAUGAUAAAUAAUAUUUUAAAUUUAUCUUCAGGACUUUCAGUAUUUCAGAAAACUAAAAAACAACAUAAUGAAAUAUAUGAUAUUCCUUAUUAUAAAAUGAUGGAGAAAUACAUACGAUUUUUAGGACAAGAUCCACGUCAAAAAAACGAAUUUAGAAAUAUUAUCGUAUUUACAUUGGUAAUUGGUAUCGCAAGUAUUCUCAUUCCAACGACGUUUGAAUUAUAUAUAUCGUUACGUAACAAGGAUAUGGACGGUGUGAUUGAAUGUAUGCCGCAUUUUAUCGCAUCUUCGAUUAGUGCCGUUAAAUUAUUAAAUUUACAUUUCAACAGACAAAAUUAUAACAUAUUGCUUCAUUUUGUGACAAAAAAAUGGCAACAACUAAAAUCAACAUAUGAAUUGAAUGCUCUUGAUAAAACAAUCAUGCAAGGCAAAAAAAUGGCACAAUUGUAUCGAAAUACAUUAUUUUCUUUUCUAAUUUUGUUCUUGCUGGUCCCAUUAGUUUCUCCUAUUCUGGACAUUGUUCAUCCAUUAAAUCAAACCCGAUCUCGACAACAACUACUUAGAGUUAAUUACAUCAUUUUCGAUAUUGAUGAUUACUUUUUUUACAUAUACUUACAGUUAGCUUGGGGAUCAAUUAUUGUCGUACUGACUAUAAUCGCUGCUGAUUGGUUCUACAUUCUUAUAAUUCACUUUAACAGCGGGUUGUUUGCGGUGUGUGGAGUUCAAGUAGAAGCAACAAUGAAUUCGAAUUUAGUUUCUAAAGAUGCGUUUUCUGAGAAUUCGUCGUAUGAAAAAUUUAGAACUUGUGUAAUCAUGCAUAACGAAGUUAUAGAGUUUUAUAAUAUUUUGAAUGAAAACUGUCAGUAUAGUUACUUAAUUCAGGUUGGAUUAAAUAUGCUGGGUAUGAGUACGACAGCCGUUCAAACAGUUAUAAAUUUAGAUAGACCGGAUGUAGCAAUUAGAAGUGCUGUAUUUUUUGGAGCUAAUCAAUUUCAUUUAUUUUUGCUCAGUCUACCUGGACAAAUACUUUUGGAUCAUUGUGCUGAUUUUGCAAAUGCUAUAUAUGAUUCCACGUGGUACGGAACAUCAUUGGAAAUUCAAAAAAUGCUUUAUAUGAUGCAAAUAAGAAGUAAAAAAUUAUGUGCAUUAACUGCAGGUGGAUUAUAUGAUAUGAAUAUCGAAAACUUCGGAAUAACUUUUAAAACGUGUAUGUCAUACUUCACGAUGAUAAUGUCGUUGAAAUAAUGAUUCUACGAUGUUUAUAGAAAAUAUACAACUAAAUCUAUUAUAUUCUCUGUUCAAAUUAACUGAGGAUACGAAUAGUAGUAGAAAUAAUUAAUAUGUACAUUAUUAAUAUUAAAUAUAU
This is a messenger RNA of Apis cerana (Asiatic honeybee), 1768 nucleotides long. RefSeq names its product odorant receptor 63a-like. Gene Ontology annotation, biological process: detection of chemical stimulus involved in sensory perception of smell; sensory perception of smell. Gene Ontology annotation, molecular function: olfactory receptor activity; odorant binding. Gene Ontology annotation, cellular component: plasma membrane. NCBI's taxonomy places the organism in Eukaryota, Metazoa, Arthropoda, Insecta, Hymenoptera, Apidae. The record is from RefSeq and is a predicted model, not a curated record.